Messenger RNA from Oxyura jamaicensis (ruddy duck), 1697 nucleotides. RefSeq names its product acyl-CoA synthetase short-chain family member 3, mitochondrial-like. The record is from RefSeq and is a predicted model, not a curated record. NCBI's taxonomy places the organism in Eukaryota, Metazoa, Chordata, Aves, Anseriformes, Anatidae. The transcript is spliced from 14 exons.
AUGCUGGCUUGUGCAAGAAUAGGAGCCAUCUAUAGCCUGAUUUUUGGUGGAUUUGCAUCUAAAGAGCUCACUGUUCGCAUUGGUCAUAAAAAGACCAAAUUUAUUGUAACAGCAAGUUUUGGAGUUGAACCAAAAAGGAAAGUGGAAUACAUAUAACUCCUAGAAGUUGCACUUGCAAGAGUACAGAACAAACCUGAAACAGUUCUUAUUUACAGGCGACCUAACUUGGGACAUGUUCCUCUUGCCCCAGGUAGUGAUCUUGACUGGGAAGAAGAGCUUUCAAAAGCACAAUGUUAUAAGUGUGUCUCUGUUCCUUCAGACCAGCUGCUUUAUAUUCUGUAUAUUUCUGGAACAACAGGCUUGCCCAAGGGUGUUAUCAGACCAACAGGUGGCUAUACAGUAACACUGAACUGGACAAUGUCAGCUGUUUAUAGACUCAAGCCUGGUGAGGUGUGGUGGGCAGCUUCUGAUUUAGGCUGGGUAGUUGGCCAUUCCUACAUUUGCUAUGGGCCUCUCCUUCAUAAGAAUCCUACAGUUUUGUAUGAGGGGAAGCCUGUGGGAAUGCCAGAUGCUGGUGCCUAUUUCCACAUGCUAGCAGAGCAUGAAGUAGCUGCCCUCUUUACUUCACCAACUGCAAUUAGAGCAAUCCGUCAACAGGACCCUAAGGCAGCCCUGGGAAAGCAGUAUGCUCUGAAAAGAAUUUUAGAAGUAAGCAGACAAGAAGUCAGCAGAGUUGCCACCCUGGGUUUUAAAAGAGUGGGCUUUAAGCUUCUUGGGGAGCUAGUUGGCCGUGUUCCCUGGGAGUCUACUCUAGAGAAUUCUGGGAGGUCCAUGAAAGCUGAGUCUGGUUCUGCAAUUACCGCUUCCUGCAUUGGUUUGGGAAACACUACAACGCCUCCACCUGGACAAGCAGGAAAACCAGUGCCAGGAUACAAGGUGAUGAUUCUGGAUGAAAAUAAGGAACCAGUGAAGAUGAAUACUUUAGGAAAUAUUGUGGUAAAGUUGCCUUUGCCUCCUGGAGCGUUCUCAGGACUUUGGGAAAAUCAGGAAACAUUCCAGAAGUUGUAUUUCCAAAAAUUUCCUGGAUAUUUUGAUACUAUGGAUGCAGGUUUUAUGGAUGAAGAUGGCUAUUUAUAUGUGAUCAGUAUUGCGGGACACAGAAUUUCAGCAGGCACAAUUGAGGAGUGUGUUCUCUUCCAUCAUGCUGUGGCAGACUGUGCUGUUGUAGGCCAGGAGGAUGCAUUAAAAGGACACGUUCCCUUUGCCCUGUGCAUACUCAGAGAAGAUAUAAAGACAGAAGAGGGGAAGAUUUUGGAAGAGAUUAUUGAGAGCAUUCAAAAUAACAUUUGCCCAGUGGCAGCUUUUCAGAAGGGGGUAUUUGUGAAACAGCUACCAAAAACACACUCUGGCAAGAUCCCACCUUCAGCUCUUUCUGCAAUUGUCAGUGGAAAGCCGUAUAAGAUAACACCAACCGUUGAAGAUGCUAGCGUGUUUAAACACAUAGAAGAAAUGCUGAAGAAAGAAUCAAUGGAUAAUAGGUUAAUAAAAGUGUCAGUUACUGAAAUAUACAGAGACUUUCUAUUAGGAAAUACAUAUUUUAAAAACUAGUCAUGACUGGGGAUUUUUUUUUCUUUACUACAUAAAUGGGACUGUGUUCUUUACUGUAUUGCCAUAGCCAAUGAAGCAUAUUGAAGACU